CCCGCCCUCACUGAACCGAUAGUCCGGAAGCAAUUUUUUUUAGCUCAUGCUAGUUAGCUAGCUACGUCGUAAUCAAUGCAGGUGAAUACGCUCGGCGUUUUUCGGUUGUUUCGCCGUGGUUUGGUAAAUACCUAGACUGUCUCUGACAUGGCGACGUCUCUUUGUCGCGGCGGUGCGAAUUGAACCGUAAGCGAGCGCGGGUUUUGCGGUGUAAGUCCGUUAUGCGCUUAGCCUCGUUAGCAUGGAGACAAAACGAGGGGAGAUUCCCAACGGCAUAUUGGACGACCUCUGCAGUCGCUUCAUUCUCCACAUCCCCAGUGAAGAGAGGGACAAUGCCAUUCGAGUUUGCUUCCAGAUCGAGCUUGCUCACUGGUUUUACCUGGACUUCUACGUGCAGAACACACCAGGACUACCUCAGUGUGGGAUAAGAGACUUCGCCAAAGCUGUUUUUAAUCACUGUCCAUUCCUGCUCCCCCAUGGCGAGGAUGUUCAGAAGGUUUUAGAUCAAUGGAAAGAGUACAAGAUGGGCGUUCCUACAUACGGUGCAAUUAUUCUGGAUGAAACCCUGGACAAUGUGUUGCUGGUGCAGGGAUACCUGGCCAAAUCAGGAUGGGGCUUUCCUAAAGGGAAAGUCAACGAGGAUGAGGCGCCUCAUGACUGUGCUGUACGAGAGGUUUUAGAGGAGACUGGUUUUGACAUCAGAGAUCGCAUCUGCAAAGACACCUUCAUCGAACAGAAAAUUACAGAUCAACUCGCUCGACUGUACAUAAUCCCUGGUGUACCAAAAGAAACAAAAUUCAACCCCAAAACCAGGAAAGAAAUACGGAACAUUGAAUGGUUUGCUGUUGACAAACUGCCAUGUCAUCGAAAUGACAUGACCCCCAAAUCCAAGCUUGGUUUGGCUCCCAACAAGUUUUUUAUGGCUAUACCUUUUAUGAGGCAGCUCAGAGAAUGGAUAGCCAAGCACAAACUGGAAUCGACGAGCAGCGAUGAGGACUUUUUAUCCAAUGGCAGCACUCCGUGCAAACCUUUUCGAUCGAAGUCUCGGCGCACACCGAUUGCAACCGAGGCAUCUCCAGGUGAAGGCUGGGCAAAGAACAAGCAGCAGAAAGCUUUCGGUCAGCCUGGGCAAUAUGAGCUUGCAGACUUUCUCAAAGUCAAGAACAAUAAUGUGAAAUGCAAUGGAAAGAAGCACCAGGAGUCCCCUAAUGUAAAAAAAAGAUCAAAUGAGAGAGAUGAAAAGAAGCUUCAGCCCAGAAGACUGCAAGACAACUUCGACGCAGACGAGGCGUCCGACACGCUCGGCUCGAACAGGCAGUCGGAAAACGAGCACAUUCACUCCUCGAAGUCCUUCCUCAACUUCAAGUUCGAUCGUGAGGCUAUCAUGAAGUCGUGCUUCGACUCCUGACUACCUCUGCAUUACUUCCUCAGUUUUAAAGGCACAGGUUGUUGCCGCUUGAGCCGUUUCCGUGAACUCGCAUAUUCAUAACACAUACGUUCUUCAAGUGGUUUAAAAAAAAAAAGGGGGCAGUCAUAAAAGGGUUGUUGGACCAAUAUGACUACAAAUUUGACUUUUUCAUCCACCGUACGUGAAUCUUGUCAUUUUUAGAUGGGCAGUGGUAUUAUUCAGAUUGUGCAAUCGUUUUAUUUCCUUUUCCUCAGUCAUGCAGAAGAUUGCAACUGUUGAGCUGUUGAGCUUUUAGCACUGAAACAAAAACAAUGUUUCUAGUUUACUGGGAUCUGUUCUGAUUAGUUCUUUCGAUCCAGUGUUGUACAUGUUCAUGUGUGUUUUUUUAUAUAUAUAUAUAUAUAUAUAUAUAUAUAUAUAUAUAUAUAUAUAUAUAUAUAUAUAUAUAUAUAUAACUUUUUAUUUUUUUUAUAUAUAAACUAUGAUGCACUGCUGGACGCAAUAGUUCAGAACCAUAUUGACUCAUUCUGUAGUGUAAGUGUCAACCUAAAGUGACUAAUUAUGAUAAUAACCAGAGCUUUAAAGUAACAUCGAUUUAAAACAGGGCGUCAUUUAUUAUUGAGAAACACAUUUCCCAUUAUGCGAUAUGUGAUUACACGAUCAGACUUUUCGAUCACUCUCUUGUGUCUGUAGAAAUAUCACCAUCUUGCCUUUUGAAUGUGAACCUUUUUACAUGGCAAUUCCAUUGUUUUGUUUUUUGUUUUAAAUAAGCAACUUUAUACAUUUUUUCCCAUCAAGCUUUCAAAUGCUGCUAGAGUUUGCACAUUCUAGCCUGUUUCAAUCUUUCAGUGUCCUCAAUCAAGUGGGUCGGAUCCAAGUAAACAGAUGCAUCUUGUUCGUCCUUGAUCAUCGCUGAUAAAUCUUUCUCAGGAACCUUAAACACACCCCCACCCCCACCCACACACACACACACACACACACACACACACACACACACACACACACACACACCCAUUCACCCCCGAUGGAGAAUUUCGAGUGGAGCAAGAUGUUAUUCACCAUCUCUUGUUUUUCAUUGCCAUAUAUUAGUUUCUGCUUAUCAAUAAAUCAACAUAAAUUUGAACAACA
This is a messenger RNA of Silurus meridionalis, 2536 nucleotides long. It is a transcript of the gene dcp2, whose product is annotated as decapping mRNA 2. The transcript is spliced from 11 exons. Gene Ontology annotation, biological process: deadenylation-dependent decapping of nuclear-transcribed mRNA; nuclear-transcribed mRNA catabolic process, nonsense-mediated decay. Gene Ontology annotation, molecular function: manganese ion binding; 5'-(N(7)-methylguanosine 5'-triphospho)-[mRNA] hydrolase activity; RNA binding. The record is from RefSeq and is a predicted model, not a curated record. Gene Ontology annotation, cellular component: cytoplasm; P-body. The coding region runs from base 242 to 1408 and encodes 388 amino acids. Lineage: Eukaryota; Metazoa; Chordata; Actinopteri; Siluriformes; Siluridae.